UCGAGGGUUCUCCACUUGGCCACAACCGCCGCCGCUUCAGUGCUGAAUUUACUUUUGAUCCGAGAAGCAGAAGACAAAAGGAGUAACAAAGUGCGAGCAAAUGAUGCGGCGCGAUUGCCAUUGUCGCCGACUUGACGUGUGAAAGUGCUCAAUCAUCGCGAGCAAUGAAACUUUUGGUGUUUUUACUUUUGUUGGCGGCGGCCGGUGUUCUCUGUUCGGCCGGCGCCCCCAGCGAGGACCGCACCCCGUCCGCCUCCACCGCCAGCAGAGCCCUCAAAGACAAUAAGUUGACUAAGGACGAGGAGACUGAGGACGAUGACGAGAUCUCCCUCGGCUCCUUUUUCAACUCCAUCUUUGGAUUCUUCCGAAGCGGAUUUCAGUCCGUCUUUGGCGGCGACGAAGAAGCGGAAGUCAAGGAAUCAAAGCAGCCACCAAAGUACAAGAGAGUUUUCUAUAAAAGGUGGCGCCUGUACAGGGCGACCCCUAGGUCGCAGGACCAGUUGGACGAGAUGAACACAGUCGAAGAAGACUUUGAUAAAGUGUCAUACUGGAAGCGUCCGACGGCCAGAAACGAAAGCUGCGACUUCAUCGUCCCUCCAGGGAUGGUAGAUGUGAUUGAAGAUUUUCUCAAGGAGCGACAAAUCAAUUACGAAGUGGUCUCGCCAGACCUGCAGAAAUCGAUUGAAGCGGCAAACCCGCGAAUGACGAAAGAAAGGAGAGACGCGCUUAAAAAUGAGAUUGGCCAUUCUCUGACCUGGAGAAGGUACCACAGAUACACAGACAUUCUCGGCUACAUGGACUACUUAAAGCGAAAUUAUCCUGAUAUGGUUUCCACAAUAAAAAUUGGAAAAUCAACUGGUGGACUGCCAUUGCGGGUUCUAAAAAUUUCCACUCCUCAGGCCAAAAAUUCCGAGCCCAAGCCAGCGAUUUGGAUCGACGGAGGUACUCAUGCCCGAGAGUGGAUUUCCCCAGCUGUCACGACUUAUAUGAUCAAACAACUGGUCGAGUAUUCAAAAACCAACCGGUUGAUAGUCAACUCCUUUGACUGGUACAUUCUGCCCGUGCUAAACCCUGACGGCUACGAGUAUUCGCACACCACAGACCGUCUUUGGCGCAAGACCCGCUCUGAAAAUGAAGACGAAGGUCGCGCCCUUUGGAGCGACCUGUUCAGUUUCUGCUACAACAAGGUCGGCGUUGACCCGAAUCGCAACUGGGACUUCCAUUGGGGCAAGGAGGGAGCGUCGGAUAGUCCAUGUGCGGAAACCUACGCCGGGCCAAAAGCCUUUUCCGAACCAGAAGUGAAGGCCGUGGCCGACUUUUUGAUGGAAAACAAGGAGAAGUUCAAGAUUUUCCUCACGUUGCAUUCAUAUGGGCAAAUGUGGCUCUUACCCUGGAGCUUCACUGAGGAGAAGGUGAUUGACCACGACGACCUAAUGAACUUGGGGAAAAAGGCCACUGAUGCUAUUGCCAAUAUUAGAGGGACAAAAUAUAAGCUUGGGCCAACAACAAAAUACCUCUACCAUUCUGCAGGUAGUGCAGAUGACUGGGCAAAAGGAGUUGCAGGAAUUAAAUAUUCAUACACAGUCGAGCUCCCCGACAAAGGACUCAGCGGAUUCCUGCUGCCAGCCAGUGAAAUCAUUUCAACUGGCAAGGAAACUUUUGCCGGUAUUAAGGCCAUGGCUCGAGGUUACCUUGAAGAGCACCACCCUAACGCGAUAAUAGAGGUCAAGAAAUCAAAACCACCAGCGAAUGCCAACAAGCCAAACGCCAGGCCAACCAAGCCAAACGCCAGGCCAACCAAGCCAAACGUCAAGCCUGCCAACAAUCAGAAGACGACAUCGACCACGAGUCGGCCGACCACAACAAAAACCAUCAGUAGUUCGCAGUUGUUAAAAAGAAAAGCUGACCCUCAGGUGAAGCGAAACACGCCAAUUCGCAUCACUGUGGCAAAUGACAAACCAACCAGCAACCAGUCGGCAAGACGUGGAAGAAGUAAUGGAAACUGACUGCGCAGUGCUGAUUAAUAAAUAACAUUGUAUUGGUGAAAAGCAAUAGACUUUUGAGUGAAAGUAAUUUAUAUGUUGUUUGCAUGAUUUGUAUUAAUAAAUCCAAUUAUUUAUUGUAAUUAA
Neocloeon triangulifer is the source of this 2129-nucleotide messenger RNA. Its product is annotated as carboxypeptidase A2-like. The coding region runs from base 165 to 2006 and encodes 613 amino acids. The transcript is spliced from 6 exons. The record is from RefSeq and is a predicted model, not a curated record. NCBI's taxonomy places the organism in Eukaryota, Metazoa, Arthropoda, Insecta, Ephemeroptera, Baetidae. Gene Ontology annotation, biological process: proteolysis. Gene Ontology annotation, molecular function: metallocarboxypeptidase activity; zinc ion binding.